Messenger RNA from Zea mays, 1342 nucleotides. RefSeq names its product expansin-B16-like. Gene Ontology annotation, biological process: sexual reproduction. NCBI's taxonomy places the organism in Eukaryota, Viridiplantae, Streptophyta, Magnoliopsida, Poales, Poaceae. The transcript is spliced from 4 exons. The coding region runs from base 128 to 934 and encodes 268 amino acids. The record is from RefSeq and is marked validated. Gene Ontology annotation, cellular component: plasmodesma; extracellular region.
GUACCACCACCACCACCACUCGAGCGAGCUCGGCCAUUUCGUUCUGCACCAGGACAGCGGGAGUGUCGGUAGGCGUUCGCUGCCUGCUUGUGCCGCCGUUUCUCUGCUAGCUCUUCACGUGCGCGCCAUGGCCGCCUCCUCGAGCUCCUGCCUCUCCGUCCUCCUCGCGUCGUGGCUCGUGUGCGCGGCGUGCCUCUUCGUCUCCGGGAACGCUUCGGGGGCGGCGCACAGGGUGGUCGACCCCGAGUGGCACCCGGCCACCGCCACCUGGUACGGCAGCGCCGAGGGCGACGGCAGCGACGGCGGCGCGUGCGGGUACGGGACGCUGGUGGACGUGGUGCCGAUGAAGGCGCGCGUGGGCGCCGUGAGCCCCGUGCUGUUCAAGUCCGGCGAGGGCUGCGGCGCCUGCUACAAGGUGCGGUGCCUCGACCACGGCGUCUGCUCGCGCCGCGCCGUCACGGUCAUCGUCACCGACGAGUGCCCCGGCGGGGUCUGCGCGGGCGGCCGCACGCACUUCGACCUCAGCGGCGCCGCGUUCGGCCGCCUCGCCGUGGCCGGCGCCGGCGGCCAGCUGCGCGACCGGGGCGAGAUCAACGUCGUGUUCCGCAGGACGGCGUGCAGGUACGGGGGCAAGAACAUCGCCUUCCACGUGAACGAGGGCUCCACUAGCUUCUGGCUCUCCCUGCUGGUGGAGUUCGAGGACGGCGACGGCGACAUCGGAUCCAUGCAGCUCAAACAGGCCAACUCGGCGCAGUGGCGAGACAUGCAGCACGUCUGGGGGGCCACGUGGAGCCUCACCCCGGGCCCGCUCGUCGGGCCCUUCUCCGUGCGGCUGACGACCCUGUCGGGCAAGCAGACGCUCACGGCCCAGGACGUCAUCCCCAAGAACUGGGCCCCCAAGGCCACCUACACCUCCCGCCUCAACUUCGCGUAGAGGCCUUCUGCCUUGGCCCGCCGCGUAUCUAUCGUUCUGUGCAGUUUGAUGUCGCGUGAAGGGGAUAAGCUGGUAUAGUAGUGGAUAAACCUGGUGUUUAGGGCCCAGGUAGCCCUCUCCGAACUGGAGAGAGAGCGUCUGAUUGGUCGGCGUGGGCCGCAUGCUUCCUGGAGGCUGGAAAUGGGAGCUCGAUCCGGUGAAGAGCGGCUGGGGAACCAAAGGCGUGAGCGUGACGUGACUCCUCUUCGUUUUCGAUGGACUCAUGCAGUGCUUAUUUCUGUGUUCUUCUCUCUUAACUUAUCUAUUGUUGUUGUUAUAUUUUCGUGCCCUUGGUACAUGGGCUGUAACUUGCUGUCACCUAUGCGCACCGUAAACUAUAAUAAUCAUGUAUUGUUCGUUAUGUUAGUC